CCGAGCCCGGCGCAGCGCACGGCGCAGCGGAUCCAUUUUGCCUCGCUGCGCGCCGGCUCCGGGCAGCCUGGGCUGGCGGCGGGGGCUGGGCACGGUCCUGCGGGGCGAGCGCGGAUCCCUUGCACGCCCCCCGCCAUGGCCGUGGAAGGCGGGCUCGCGUGGGCGCUGGGGCGAGCGGCCGCUGCGCGCUGCUGAAGCUGCCCCCGGGGGCGCCCCGAAGCCGCCGGAGCGAACCUGACAAAAGGACGGGGCGUGAGACCGCUCCGCUCCGCUCCGGGCUCGCGGGGCUGCGGCGCGGGGCUUUGUGUUCGGCUCUGGUCCCAGGAGCUGGAAGCUGAAACGCUGCUGAAAUUUGCCCGGGUUUCUGGUCGUUUCCUGGUGGAUCCCCCCCCCCCCCGGAUUGCAACAUCGCUCUCGGCUUCCCCUCUGGCUCGGCCGCGCGGGGAUUUGCUGACUAUGGAGACAGUCGAGAAGGAGUGCGGAGCCCUGGGGGGCCUUUUCCAAGCCAUCGUCAACGACAUGAAGAGCUCCUACCCCAUCUGGGAAGAUUUCAACUCCAAGGCAACUAAGCUGCACUCCCAGCUCAGGACUACAGUGCUGGCAGCAGUCGCCUUCCUGGACGCCUUCCAGAAAGUGGCAGACAUGGCCACCAACACACGAGGGGCCACAAGAGACAUUGGCUCGGCACUGACCCGGAUGUGUAUGCGGCACCGCAGCAUCGAGGCCAAGCUGAGGCAGUUCACCAAUGCCCUGAUGGAGAGUCUCGUCAACCCCCUGCAGGACAGGAUUGAGGAUUGGAAGAAAACAGCCAACCAACUGGAUAAGGACCAUGCGAAAGAGUACAAGCGAGCCCGCCAUGAGAUAAAGAAGAAAUCCUCUGAUACGCUGAAGCUGCAGAAGAAGGCCCGCAAAGGGAAGGGGGACCUACAGCCCCAGCUGGACAGUGCUCUCCAAGACGUCAAUGACAUGUACCUCCUUCUGGAAGAGACUGAGAAGCAGGCUGUCCGCAAGGCCCUCAUUGAGGAGAGGGGCCGCUUCUGCACUUUCAUCACCUUCUUGCAGCCAGUGGUGACUGGCGAGAUCACCAUGCUGGGAGAGAUCACUCACCUGCAGGGCAUCAUGGAGGACCUGGUGGUGCUGACUGCAGAGCCGCACAAGCUGCCCCCUGCCAGCGAGCAGGUGAUCAAAGACCUGAAAGGCUCUGACUACAGCUGGUCCUAUCAGACUCCUCCAUCCUCCCCCAGCAGUUCUGGCUCCCGCAAGUCCAGCAUGUGCAGCAGUGUUAACAGUACAAAGGGUGGUACCGCUUGGUCCAGCGGGUCCCAAACAUACUCACCAGGUUCCACCUAUCGCUACCGCAGCCUGGCGCAGCCGGUUAAUGCCAACACCCGCCUGUCCAGCGUCUCCUCCCACGACUCUGGCUUCAUCUCCCAGGAUGCCACGUACUCCAAGCCGCCUUCUCCGAUGCCAUCUGACAUCACCAGUCAGAAGUCCUCCAGUUCCGCAUCCUCCGAGGCCUCGGAAACCUGCCAGUCAGUUAGUGAAUGCAGCUCCCCCACCUCGCUGAAACCUAUGAAUGUAGCUCAUGUGGCCAGGACUGAAGGAAGCUCCCGAAGAAGCCUGAGCCUGGAUUGGUCCAAGGCCAGUCCUUACGACCAGCCGGUGGUCACCACCCUGCAGCGGAGGAAGGACCGCGUGGAGCAUCUGCGGGAGGCCGAGAUGGGCUCCGCCAGCAUGGGGUACCCAGGAAUUAACCUGGAGGACGUGCCCAGGCCCAGGAUGUCCCCAGCUACCAUCGCCGCCAAGCAUGGUGAGGAGGUGUCCCCUGCUGCCAGCGACCUGGCCAUGGUGCUCACCCGUGGCCUGAGCCUCGAACACCAGAAGAGCAGCCGGGACUCCCUGCAGUACUCCAGUGGCUACAGCACCCAGACCACUACACCGUCCUGCUCAGAAGACACCAUCCCGUCUCAAGGCUCGGAUUACGACUGCUACUCGGUGAACGGAGACGUGGAGUGCGACAGCCAGAGCGAGUUUGACAAAUCCUCCACCAUCCCGCGCAACAGCAACAUCGCCCAGAACUACCGCCGCAUGAUCCAGACCAAGCGCCCCGCCUCCACUGCUGGGCUGCCCACCGGGACCCCCCUGCCGGCCAGUGCCCCCCCUGGCGUGGCCACCAUCCGCCGCACGCCCUCCACCAAGCCCUCAGUGCGCCGCACCCUCUCCAACGCCGGGCCCAUCCCCAUCCGGCCCCCUAUCGUCCCGGUAAAGACCCCCACGGUUCCAGACUCCCCUGGCUACACAGGGCCCACCCGGGUGGGCAGUGAAGAGUGUGUAUUUUACGCCGACGACGCCUCGCCAAACGCCAUGGACUUCGCCAAAGCCUCGCCCAAGAGGCUCAGCCUCCCCAACACAGCCUGGGGUAGCAACGCCAUGGAGAUCUCGGUGUACCCGGGCGCAGGGCAGCACCUCUCUGCGGAGGAAGAGGAGGACCAGCAGCUGGCCGCCAACCGGCACAGCCUGGUGGAGAAGAUUGGCGAGCUGGUGGCCAGUGCCCGUGCCCUGGGUGAGGGCCAAUUCCCCUUCCCCACCGCUCUCUCUGUCCCUGGCCCUGGAGUGGAGAUGCCCACUCUGCCCCCAGCUGCCUCCAGCGACCCCCCUGCAGAAGACAUGCUGGUAGCCAUCCGGCGCGGGGUUCGCCUGCGCAGGACCAUCACCAACGACAGAUCCGCCCCACGGAUAUUGUGAUGACACUCCCCCUACCCACCGCAUCCCAUGGGAAGAGAGCGAACACAGGGUCCGGACUGAGCACAGAAGAGAAAUCAAUCCAAUAAAGAAUCACUGAGGCAAAGCCACUUUAUGGAGCUAGAGACGAGUUUAGAUUUAAAUGGAAAUUUAAAAGUCUUCGCUAACAAACUUGCAAGGCGCCGCCUAGGAGGCACUGAACUGGUUUUGGAGCCUAUUUUAUAUUUCAUUUCUCACGCCCUUCUGCUCCUCCUAGUUCCCCAUCCCCUCCCCACACCUUGCUCCUGGCUGUUAAAGACUCCUUGCUGCCAGCAGGAGGCAGCGCUACAAGAGGGGGCCACCCCCACUGUGUGUUGCGGGGGGUGGAGGGGGAGCACAAACCUGGACUCAAAUAAGCAGCUACAUAAUAAGUAUAAAGAACACACACAGAUAGACACACAACGCCCAGGACUGCUGGCUGCUGUUCCCCGACAAGCCACCUCCCUCCUCUUCCUCGGGAUGUCACUGCCUCCCCAAUAUGCCUUUGCUGGCAGAGCAGCUGCCCCUACAUGUGUGCCCCCUGGGAGUGGAUUUGGGGGCUAGCACUUCAUAGUCUCCGGUUGAAAACUUGGCACUGUACCAAAAGCCAGGCUCUCUUCCCCUCCUGAGUAGCUGAGAUGUGGAAGGACUUCCCCGGCUCUGCCCAGACCUCAGGCCAGGGGUCUUGGGUACAUGUGUUUCUCAGGAGGUUAGACUGCUUGUGUGGGUCUCUAGCCACGUAGUGACAAGGCAGGGGUAGGGGUGCCCAUCUACAGCUCUGCUAGCAACCAGCAGCAUUGGUAGUUUAAAGGAACCGGCCUGCUCAAGAGUUACCUUUUCCCGCAUCCAGCUUCACAGCCCGCAUUUGCCCUGGGGCUGGUUACCGAAGUCCAGGGUAAAGGGGUUGCCAGACAGCUAGGAAUCCAGCAGGCUUCUGCGAGGUGAGCCUCGGAGUGUGCAGGGGGAUCUGGGGUUGGGUGUCCUGGGGCUGUUUGUGCAGCACAGUCCCUAGCUGGGUGUUUGCAUGAGUGUGUGUCAAGCUGGGGGGUUGCAUGUGUGCCUGGCUGUGGAUGGAUGCAGGGUUUUGCAGCACGGCGGGGGGUGCAUCUGCCCACACUUACUCCUGCUCUCCCCUAACAGUCGUAGCCGCCAGAUCAGCACGAACACGGAACGCUGACCUGGAACGGGACAGCCAGCACCGGGCCCCGGUGGAUUUGUCAUGGUGAAGUGCCCGUGAGCUGGGAGGCCCAUCCCUGGCAUUAAGCUACACAGGGCUGUGCCGCGGGGACUCAGUGCCCUGUGCCUUCCCUUUCCCAGUAAGAUGCCAUCCCAUGAGGAAUGGGAAUCUCAGGUCUUGCUCAGUGGCCAUUCUCCCCCUGCCCCUCCAGACUCACAGCCAGUCUCACCUACUCCACACCCGGUCCCAUUGAAAAGAAUGGGGACUCCCCACACAGGAAGGUGUUACUCAGUGGGAGUAAAGGUGGCAGAGUCAGACCUGCCUCUUUUACAAAACAUCCGUUAGCCUCAGUGGCCGCGGCCUGCGAAAGCACCGACUGGAUACACGGUGGGCAGAGCUGGCAGGCCAGAGCCCAUAAGCCCUGCUGGAUUUCUCUCAGUGAGGACAUGGUUCUCAUUGGAGCACAGGGGGACCCUAGAUCACAGCUCCUUGUCACUGAGCUCUGAUGGUAAAUUUAACGCUGCUUAGCCCAAGGUCUCCGGGGGCUAAUGAUCAUGAGCAUCCCAAUAAUCAUGGCCUCGUGGCAUCUCCCAGCACCAGGUUACUGGGCACCUGCUUUCCCACGACUGCCAACCUGAUGAGGUGCUGCGUCCUUCCUCAGAAGUCAAUGGUGAAACCAUAGACUGGGGCACAAUCACUGUCCCUGCAUUAACUGGAUUUCGAGUUAGAGGCAGUAGAGCCACCGAAGGGUUAAUUUUGGAGGUGGGAGGGUGGGGACAGAUUUAGGGAUGACCGUCUGUGUUCUGUUCAUAACCUGGUCUGAUGGACACACCUCCCUCAUUGCUUAUAAGCUGGGCUUUGCCAUGGUGGUUGGAUAAAUACAGUGAGAGAACAGGAACGGGGAGCUGCUGCAGGCCAGUGCACUUCCGUAAAGACCUUGCAGCAGCUGUGCCAAAGGAAGGGCUCGCUGAUUCAGCAUGAUCUGGAUCGCUUGGUAAACUGGGUGCAAGCAAACAAUACUCAUUUUAAUAGGGGUAAAUGUCCAAGUACACAUCUGGUAACAAAGAACAUAGACCAUGCUUGCAGCCUGGGGGACUCUCUCCUGGCACGCAGGGACUGAAAGAGAUUUGGAGGUGUGGGUGGAUAAUCAGUGAACGUGAGUUCCCAGUGCAACUCUGUGGCCAAAAGAGCUAAUGCUAUCCUGGGGUGCAUCAAUGGGAAUGAUGAGUAGAAGCAGAGAGGUUCUUUUGUCUCUGUAUUUGGCACUGGUGCGACCACUGCUGGAAUCCUGUGUCCAGGUCUGAUGCUCACCAUUCCAGAAGGAUGUGGGUAAAUUGGAGAAGGGUCAGAGAAGAGCCACGAGACUGAUUAAAGGCUUAGAAACCCUGCCUUGGAGUGACAGACUCAAGGAGCUCAGUCUAUUUAGCUAACAAAGAAAAGGUUAAGGGGUGACUUGUAGAUUCUUAUAGAUUGUGAUCGUGGGGAGCAACCAUUGAAUAAUGGGUGCUUCCGUCUAGCCGAUGAAGGUCUAACACAAGCCAGUGGCUGACAGUUGAAGCUAGACCCAUUCAGACUGGAAAGGAGGUGUACAUGUUUCAUGGGUAGAGUAAUUAGCCAUUGGAGUGAUUUAGCAAGGGUCGAGGUGGAUUCUCCAUCAGUGACAAUGUUAAAAUCAGGACUGGCUGUUUCUUAAAAAGCUCUGCUCUAGGGAUUACUGUGGGGAAGUCCUAUGGCUGGUACCAUGCUGGGGGGGGGGGUCAGACCAGGUGAUCCCAGUGGGCCCUUCUGGUCUUGGAAUCUGCAUCUAUGCCUGGCCUCCUCCAUGCCAUGCAUGUUGAGCUGGUAGAGUGUGAGGGUGCUCAAGCUGUCUGCCUCUUGCCCUUCCCUGCUUCCACCCCCACCCCAAACCUACAACAUCUGUACUGGCUGACAGAAGGUGACGUUGGGAAGGAGGAGGGAUUUGUGAUGAGUGAGUGCGUGACUGGAGGGGAGGAAGCUAGGGGCAGGGUGUCCUGGCUGAACGGCAGUGGCUAUGUGGUCUUUAAGGUUUGGGUUUGGAAAGGGGAGAGCUGGUCUUUCCCGCAUCUGAUUGGAUAGGAAUGAAUAGUACUCAACCAGCUUGCUAGAGAAAUGAUGAGUUAUGAUUGGUUGAGAGCUGAUCUAAUCCACCCCCCUCCCUUCCUCACCCCUUUACCUUAAGAAGCCAGAAGCACUGGCCUUACACCCAGGAUAGCUCAGAGGUGCCAUCGUCACCAGGUGGCCGACAGCAGUGCGGUGGGGACAGAGAACCACCAUUUGGUUAUUACAGGAGAAGGGAGCCACACGAGGGCUACCCUUGGCCUGCUGUAUUUUGCACUGAACAGUAGCUGAGCAGAAGGGAUCCUGGAGCAAUGGGAGCCAUGUCAAAGACCCUGGAUAGGCAGACUGAGCUACUAUGGAUAGAAUGGCCCAGUGAUUGGGGAUCUCCAUUGAUUUUGGUGAGUUGCACCGGAGAUGAGCAGGGCCCGUUGAUUUUGGUGGAGUCACACUGUAGUUGACUCCCAUGGUUUUGAUCUUACUGUUCAUCUCUCCUGUAGCCUGCCAGGCUUUCAACAGCAUGCUGGGGGUUGGCUCUCCUGUUCCUUGAGAAACAUUUCAGCCAAGCAGAGCAGCCCUGUGCCUCUCUGAAGUAGAUGUGUGAUGGGCGGGGCUGGAGAGGGGGGAUUGCAUUAAGAAUAAAGGCCAAGCUAGUAGCAUGUACAAUCCACCUCUGAUGUGAAAAGCAAAGGUCUCUGAACUGCAGCCAAGGAGCCGCGUCCCUGGGCUCCGAAGGUCUUAGUCUUUUUGAAAAUGGUUAUUUUAAGGAUCUGUAAAAGGCCUUUAAGAAAGCACAACCUCUUCUUCCUCCCUCCCUGGCCUUUUCUUUCGCCUUCUCUCUCCCGCUCCUCAUGCAAAGCACAGCAGAUCACCACGAUGUACAUAGAUCCAAAGGGGAGUUCCCAGCCCGCCCCACCAGCCCAGGGGUGUGUGGGUGUGUGUGUGUAUGUGUGUGUCGCAUCUCAACCCUGUUACUCUUACACUGUGUAAUAAAGAUUAGUUAUAACCUCUCUCCGUCCCGUCUCUCCUGCCCCUCUUAUUGUGACCAGAGCUGAUGAUGACGCGUGACAACUGUUUGUUUUUUGGUUUUAUUUUUCAUUUUGUACAGAGAAAAAAAUUUCCUUUUAAAAAAAUGUCUUUCGACUGAAGUAACUUUUCUGGUGCUGUUGUUAACUUGUUCCUUUUUUUAAUUUAUUUCCCCCCCACACCCCUGCUACCCUUUCCUCACCCUCUCUUUUUCUUUUGUUUUUUGGAUAAUUAUCCUGUUCCCCACCCCAUCCUUGAUUUAAAUAGUCACUGCUACAAGUAACGAAUGCACUGUGAAGAUUCCAGUAUUAAUAAAAGUUGUACUGUAAUUAAUA
Messenger RNA from Caretta caretta (loggerhead turtle), 7374 nucleotides. RefSeq names its product MTSS I-BAR domain containing 2 (gene MTSS2). Gene Ontology annotation, molecular function: phospholipid binding; actin binding. Gene Ontology annotation, cellular component: cytoplasmic side of plasma membrane; actin cytoskeleton. The record is from RefSeq and is a predicted model, not a curated record. Lineage: Eukaryota; Metazoa; Chordata; Testudines; Cheloniidae. Gene Ontology annotation, biological process: cell projection assembly; plasma membrane organization.